This is a messenger RNA of Bipolaris maydis ATCC 48331, 1313 nucleotides long. RefSeq lists its product as uncharacterized. The record is from RefSeq and is a predicted model, not a curated record. Lineage: Eukaryota; Fungi; Ascomycota; Dothideomycetes; Pleosporales; Pleosporaceae.
AACAUCUUCGUAUUCUGCGAUCUGAGAAUGACCGGCUGGAAUGCUUGGUUUUGGAUGGACGACUAAAAGGCACCAAAACAUUCCUUACUCGAGUUCCCUUCCGCGCAAAAUACAGGAACUUGGACCAAUACCCAUUUCAACGGACACAGUUUCCCAUUUGCGUCACCAUUAAUUAUACGUCAUCUCAACCGCCACGGGAAACACCGCAAGCUGGGUUCAAGUUACCUUCUAUUCCGGGUCGAAUGCCGCCUCCUAGUUUAUCCCGAAAGACAACACCACCAGGGCCACGGUCAAAGUCUCAAGUGAAUUUGAAUCCAGACUUCAAGCUUCCCGGUCUUCCAGCGUCAAAAUCAACCUUGUCGAACAUUUUGAACACAACAACUGCUGUAGAUACAUCCUCAAAGACACGUGCAUCACCAGCACCAACCGAUUGCUGGGACGACUUCUUUGAAAGCAGUACGCAAAUUUCGCGUGAAAUCGCCUCUGAAGCAAAACCCAAGGUCAUCGAAACCAACACGACGUCUAUUGCCACUUCACCUUCUAUCGUUGACGAUCUUCCCCCAAUGUCCACCCAAGACCUAAACUUCUCCCUCGACGAUCUGGAUGACGAGCCUGUUCAUAGUGUCUCUAAUCAAUCAAAACUCCAAACCAUUCCUGUAACGUCGAAAAUGAUACCAAUAGCACUUCCAGAGAGAGCACCUUUUCCACAAACCCACAAGAAGACUCAAGUUGCACCUGCACCACCGCAGGUGGAGCCAUUAGCUGUGCCAUUGAAGUGUAACCCUAUCAUAACGUCUACACAUACGCCAGCACGCUCAUCUGUAGCCACGAACAUCAGCAGACCUCCGAUGUCUAAUAAAAAAAUAGCUGGAAAAUGUUGGAAUCCAGGGCCUUUUGCAACAGGUCUUGAUGCUGAGCUUGCAAAGCUCAGAGCUUCACAGUUACCAAAGUCAAUGUCUCUGCCUAAUGCAAAGCGGAGAGCCACUACAGCGCCAUCCAAAACGCAUGCACCGCCGGCAAAAAAGCAAUGCGCGGUCGAAUCGCACCCCGCCUUGAUCCCGAAGCCGGCUGCCACGACAGCGACAAAAACCUCAUUUGACAACUUUAUCCUGUCGACUCAAGAAGCGGCAUCUUUUUUUGACGAUGACGAUAAUUUAAGCUUUGGGUCGCCGCCCAUCGCAGUAUGAAUAACGAAACCGGGGCACGUGUGGAUGAUGCCAAUGUGAACUACUGUUUUGGGCUUUGGAUAUGAUACCCUUUUCUUAUCUUUCAACGACUAGAAGAAACAAUACUCUUACAUUAUUCUUAUGCAA